AUUAUAAUUAAUGGUUUUUACCUAUGGAUAAUUACACAACUUGUACAUACAUACAUAUAUAUAUAUGUAUAUGAGUGUGAAUACAUCAUAUAUUUAAUAUAACCUUAAGAAUGUAAUUUUAACAAAAUAUUUCUGUUAAAAGUAUAUCUUAUUUAUCGAAGAUAAACAUGGCCCAGAAUUCAUUGUCAGAGCAUUAUUCUUUAAGAUGGAACAAAUUUUGUAACACCAUAACAUCUGGCUUUUUAAAUCAUCUUACUGAAAAUGAUCUAGUUGAUGUCACACUUGCUGUGGAGGGUCAACUGUUACAAGCCCAUAAAUUGGUUCUCUCAGUUUGCAGUCCAUAUUUUAAAAACAUUUUUAAGGAAAAUCCCUGUCAACAUCCAGUAAUUAUUCUAAAAGAUAUGAAAUAUACUGAAAUUGAAUCAUUGUUGAAAUUUAUGUAUCAAGGUGAAAUGAAUGUUAAGCAGGAAGAUUUAUCUACCUUGUUGAAAGUAGCAGAAACAUUACAAAUAAAAGGACUCACACCAGAAAAUACAAAUAGCACAAAAUCAUUUUCUAAUUAUGAUGGUCAAUUAAAUGUUGAUUCUGAUACGCAAAAUAUUGCUCAGUCACAUUUGAAUAUAAUAAACAAAAAUUCCAAUAAUGUAGAAAUGAUAAAUAAGAGGAAAAAGUCUUGUGAUGUAAUAAAAAAAGGCACUAAGAAAAGAAAACAGGAUACAGAUACCGAUGAUACUGAUGAUUUAUCAGAUGAAAAUGUGGAUAAUGAUAAUCAACAAGUUCAGCAUUUAAUGAGUAAUGAUAUGAAUGAGUUUACAGAUGAAGAUGAAGAUACUAAUGUUCCUAGUAUAAAAGACAAUGAUAGUGAUGAAAAAGAUGAUUCAGCAGACCUAAUUAAUGCUCAGAGUUCAAGGGAAAAUACAACACAGCAAGAUGUUGAACCAGUAAUUUAUAGACUUUCUGCACGAGGUCGGCCGCAAUUAGUAUAUGAAGGCUAUGUUUAUAAUUUAACAUCUCGUUCUGAAGGCUUAAAUAGAUCUCACUAUAGAUGUGCAGAGCAACAUCGCGGAUGUAAAGGUAAAUGCGCAGUCAUUGCCGAAAGGUUUAUGCCUACAGGUGUACAUGAUCAUAAUCAUCCACCUGGUUAUCAAUCAGAACGUGAUUACAGAAAGAAAAAGGUUUAGACAUCGGUUUAGAUUACCCCUUAAAUUAUAAAUUAUGGACAAUAUUUUAUUAUAUUAUAGUUUCAUUUCAAAAAUUUUAGUAGUGAAAAUACUUCGAAUAUCAUUAUUAUGGUAUAUCAUAAACAACACGCAGUAUUUUUAAAGUGAAAAAAAUCUUAGCUUGCUAUGCAAUUUUUCAGUAAAUAUAAAAAUUAACUACAAUAUAAUAAGCAGUUGCUAAAAACGGAUGAUGUGCAUUACAAGAGAUCCAUAGUUGUGAUUACAAACAAUAAUUGUAUUUUAAUUAACUGUGAUGAGCUUUGAGAUUGAUAAAAAAAAAAUUAGAAAAAAGUGAUAAGCACAUUCCAUUUAGUAUUAUCUUUAAA
Messenger RNA from Osmia lignaria (orchard mason bee), 1546 nucleotides. RefSeq lists its product as uncharacterized. NCBI's taxonomy places the organism in Eukaryota, Metazoa, Arthropoda, Insecta, Hymenoptera, Megachilidae. The record is from RefSeq and is a predicted model, not a curated record. Gene Ontology annotation, cellular component: nucleus. Gene Ontology annotation, biological process: regulation of transcription by RNA polymerase II. Gene Ontology annotation, molecular function: protein binding.